Molecule: messenger RNA, 4647 nt
Organism: Schistosoma rodhaini
Lineage: Eukaryota; Metazoa; Platyhelminthes; Trematoda; Strigeidida; Schistosomatidae
Source: the annotation of a GenBank genome assembly
AUGCAAUCAGAAUACUUAACCCCACUUCAAAAUGACCCAAAAGACAAGUUUGUAAAUAAUAAUAAUAACAAUAAUAAUAAUAAUAAUAAAUAUGUGACCGCACUACCCACAAACAAACGAUCUUCGUGUAAAAUGAAUUCUGACUCUCAUAAACCGGUCAUUUUGAAUAAUAAACCUGAUCACAUAAAUCACUUAGAACAAAAUAAUGACAAUACAAAAGAUUUGUUAUCUCCUGGUGAUUUGGUUAAAGAUAGAUGGAGAGUGAUAUGUAAACUAGGAGGAGGCGGUUUUGGUGAAAUCUAUGAAGCCGUUGACACAAAACUAAAACGUGUACAACAUUCAUCAUCUACAUCAUCAACAUCAUCAUAUUAUAAUGAAUCACAGUCAAAUUUGAAACGUUACCAUCCAGAAUAUUCACUGUGUAUAAACUGCGCAACAAACAGCACUCUAAACAUAGCGGUUACUUCACCAUCCAGUGGUCAAAAUGAUUCUACGGUUAUAAAAUUAAAACACGAUAUUGGCUCAGAUAGUGGUAUUGGUGGUGUACAAGCUUUUUCAUCAGAUACACAAAUUCAGCAUGGUACUAGAAUCAAUUCAGCUGGUACAACUACAUCAGCUUCGUUAUCUUCACGUCGCUUAAUACUUACAUGCAACGAAAAUAAUCCUAAUAAAAAUAACCAAGAAGAUGGUUUCAUCCAUUUAAAAUCAUCAGCAACUAAUAACUAUCCUUAUUUACACAAUAUAAACCCACAGGAUUUCAGUGCGAGUAAUGUAUCAACUCCAAGGGAUUCAAGUCAAACUGGUAAUCCUGACAAAAGAAGUAUGUGUAUCAAUUGUAAGUGUGAACUACCGCAGAGAUCUAUUGGAAAAUUUACAUUGAACAAUAAACAUGAAUCAAAUGGAAUAUCUACUGACUCCGGAAUUUCCAGUGUGAAUGAAGCUUACGACUAUCGUGUGGCUAUUAAAGCUGAAUCUAACCGUCAAGCUAAACAAGUACUAAGAAUGGAAGUGGCCGUGUUACGCCGUCUUCAAGGAAAACCGAAUAUAUGCCGUCUGUUUGGUUGUGGAAAGAACGCAAAAUUCAAUUACAUGGUCAUGACUUUACAGGGUAAAAAUCUUUCUGAGAUACGCCGAACUCUACCCGGAGCGGUAUUUACACUUGGUACAGCCUUCCGCUUGAUUAAACAGUGUAUAACUGCUUUAAAAUCUUUACAUGAUGCUGGUUUUCUUCAUCGUGAUGUUAAACCAUCGAAUUUUGCUAUUCAACGUGAUGAAACAAGAGACAGUUCACUUCGGGUAGAAGUCACUUUACUGGAUUUUGGUCUUGCUAGACCGUAUACAGUUAAUGGUCCAGGUACUGAAGUACGUAAUGCACGACAAGUUGCAGGAUUUCGAGGUACAGUUCGUUAUGCAUCUAUUAAUGCUCAUGCACAUCAAGAUUUAGCUAGAAGAGAUGAUUUAUGGUCACUUGUUUAUAUGUUCAUUGAAUUUGUUUCCGGUCAACUACCUUGGAGACGAAUACGAGAUAAAGAAUUAGUUGGACAAAUGAAAAUGGCUUUAAAUCAUAGAGAAUUGGCAAUCAAAUCUGGUUUACCAGUGGAUAUUGUUACUGCAUGGAUAACACAUUUAGAACAGUUAGAGUAUAAAAGUGUACCAAAUUAUAAUAUGCUUAUCACUUGCCUAGAUGAAUGGUUAAUACAACAUAAAAUACAGGAAUCAGAUUUUUAUGACUGGGAAAUUCCAAAGGUUAGUUCACUUGCGGAUGAUACGAAAAAUCAACAACCUGGUACGAUUACACUUCAUAAAGCUGAUCACAAAGCAAUCUUCUCGGAAAAACUUAGCCAUAAAGAAGUUAGAUUACAACAAUUAAAUAAUCAAGUAAAUGUAGAGGAUAUUGUUGAAAAAAAGCACAAUGGGAGAGAAGAGAACAAAGUGAAAGAAGAUGAAGAUGAUGAAGAAGAACAACUUAAUAAAAUGAAUGAAACAUUAAAACCAAACACACUCUUACAAUUAGUACGUGAUAACCAAAUGCUGAAAAUGAAGUCUUCAAUGAAUUUAAACAAUAGACAUUCAACUAGCCAUUGUAAUUUAAUGGCAAAUAGUCGUUCAACCAUUGCAGAAAUAAGUAAAAAGAUUUGCGAUGGUAAAUUACUGAAACGAAAGAAUAUAUUAAAAAACCACGGUAGUCUAGGUGCUGACUUAUCAAGUCAUGAUGGAGAAAUGGAGAAUGCUAUGAUUAUUGAAGGUGAAUACUCACAAACUAGGCAUAAUAAAUUAUCAACAGUUCAUAAUAGUGCAGACUGUAUUCUAAUCGACGAUGAACAUGAAGAUGAUGUGAAAGGAUUAGCAGAGACGGAUCUAGGUGUUGACACAAACGAUAAACACUCACUAAGAAUAUAUGAAAAUGAAAGAAAUAACUUGAAUACUAUUAAGAAUUCAUUUGAUAAUUCUCCAAGGAAUGUGACUACAACUGAAGAGAAAAAAGCAGAAAUUUCACUAACUAAAUCUCAAUUACCCAUCACAUCUAAUUCAUCAUUAGUAAACGUAACCAAUAAUAUUGAUAGUUGUAGAAAUAUCGUGGAUCAUAAAGUGGAAGAACCGGUGAAAGAAUAUUCAAAAUUAAUUUAUACAAAACCAAUACAAAACAAUUCCACUGGACAGGAUCUUGUAUCAGACAAAGAAACUAGUCAAUUUAUCAAAGACUCAUGCAUUUCAAGAACAAAUCUUAGUACUAAAGAAAUAAAUCAAAAUAUUCAAGACGAUAAGUUGGAUGUAGCUGGACAAAGUCUGUUUGUUCCGACCUUCAGAAGAAUGAGUUCAUCUUCUAUACCACAAACGAGUGAUUGUACAACAAAUCCUAGAGCAAAAAUACAUGCUAUAAUCAAGAAUUUACUUGCUUGUCGUCAAAACAAAGGCAAUGAUCCACCUAAAUUAAGUGAAUCAACUUCUCAAAGAUUACCUAAUUGGUCCGGACUUGUAAAAACACCAAAAGAAUUUAACAAAUUUAGUGACACAAAUUCCUCAAAUUUAGAUUUGAGAUUUGGAAGUGAUGUUGAUAAAUCUACUUGUCGAUCUAACAACACUUCAGUAUUUGAUCAGACUUCACCAUAUUAUAUUCAUUUUUCAUUGGGUCAUAUCAAUGCACAUGACAAUGAACAAUAUCAUAGAUUUCUGACCGUACCGCGUAAGGAUCACAUCAGUUUGAGCACAUUACGUCUUAAUCGUACUGGAGACUCACUUAAAUUCGAUAGGUCAAAUCCAAAUUUCGAAGCUAAGUUCAUACAUGAAAGCAAACACAGUACGGCAACUAGUUCAGAUCAAAUUUUAAUUGAUAAUGUGGAGAAUACCUGCAUAACACAUAAUUUAAAUUCUCAGUCGGAGAACCAUCAUCCAGUUCCACGAAGAAAACGAACACUUUAUCUAAAUAGGUAUCAUUCAGAACAAUUAAUUCAACCAUCGCAAAAUAUCACCAUAAAGUCAUUAAAUAUUCCACAGAAUAACCAUGAAAAUUUGAUGAAUUUAACGAAAUCAUCAUAUCAAAACAACCUUCCUUUUGAAUUAACCGCCGAAAACUAUCGACAAAAGCUGAUUGAUAACAAACAAAAACAUUCACAGCAAAAAAGUAUGAAUUCAACAAAACUAGUUGGACAAAGCAUACAUCCUACUUUAGAAACAAGUAAAAAUAUACACCAAAACCGUAGGAGUAUUACUAAUAUUAAUAAUAACGGUGGUACUGAUAAUCUUAGGGAAAGUGAAAACUUAGAAAAAAUCAAACAGCUUGGUUUAUUAGCUAAGACGUUGGAUGCAAAACUGAAAGGUAGUAAUGCUAACACUGCUUCAGCUAAUGAAAACUACGAAAAGUCCAUUAAUCAACAGGCAGUAUUGAGAUCAACUAUCAGUGGCUCGAAAAUAAAUCAGCCUUCAAAAAGUCAGUCAAAGUGCUUGGCUAAAACAUGUCCAGAAAUUUCAUAUGAUCCAGAAAUUAGCAAAUCUUCGGUACAGUACGAUAAUAGAUCUAAAAGGCUUAUCAAUAGAGAUUCAACGAUGAAUACAAAUAGAUCAAUUUCAAAAAUGGUUCAACAAAAUUGUCAACAAGCAAGUUUAAAAUCUUCAAAUUUUCAUUCUGCAGAAAAAUUGAUUAUUCGAAGAAAUGAUGACAAACAAAAUAUUGAAUCAGUUAAUUACAGUUAUUCACCAUUAAAAUUAACAAAUAGCUUAUUAACAUCAAUGUCAUCAAAUAAUGUUUGUUGUAAAUCAAUUUAUUGUCAACAAUCAAUGGAUAAAUCACGACGUCGUCGGUUGAAUUCCAUUCAUAUCAUACCUUCAGAAUUAUAUCAUAGUCAACAAAAAAAUGAACAAUUUACUAUUUCUACCAUUGAUAAUAAUAAUAAUAGUGGUAGUGGUAGUGGUUCAUCAUGCGUUUCUAAAAUUAAUUUAAGAACAUUAAGAUCUCAAUCAGCAGAUAGAGUAAUGAAACCACGAACAAGUUGUAAAACUACUAUACUACAACCAUGUCAUCUAAUUCAACCAACUUUACCUAAUACUUUAAUAAUUCGUUCAAAACCAAAACGAACUUUGGAUAUCACAGUAAAUGAUUCUCAGAAAAUAUCCAAAAUUAAUUCAUUUACAUCAACAAAAAGGUUUUAA